Messenger RNA from Lycium barbarum (goji berry), 3046 nucleotides. Its product is annotated as G-type lectin S-receptor-like serine/threonine-protein kinase At4g27290. The record is from RefSeq and is a predicted model, not a curated record. The transcript has 9 exons. Gene Ontology annotation, molecular function: ATP binding; protein serine/threonine kinase activity. Gene Ontology annotation, biological process: protein phosphorylation; recognition of pollen. The coding region runs from base 159 to 2654 and encodes 831 amino acids. Lineage: Eukaryota; Viridiplantae; Streptophyta; Magnoliopsida; Solanales; Solanaceae.
CACCUUUUCAACUCCUCAAAAUGUAUCCAUCUUUUCAAUCUUGGCUUUCAAGUUUCACCAACUCAAAUCUGCUAUGAAACAGAAACAUGAAAUAGAGAAAUAUAUUUCAUCUUUUUAAUCUUGCAUUUCACCAAAUAUAUGAAGUAAAGAAACACACCAUGAACACACUUAUCUUCUUCUUUCUUUUCACAAUUUUCUCCUUCCUCCAAAAUACUUACUCUCAAGGUGACACAAUAACAACUUCACAAUUUCUUAAAGAUGGUCAAACUAUAGUUUCAUCAGAUGGAACAUUUGAAUUGGGAUUUUUCAGUCCACACAAUACUUCUACAAAUCGUUAUGUUUGUAUUUGGUACAAACAAAUAUCAGCUUUUACACCAGUUUGGGUUGCUAACAGACAAGUUCCUGUAAAGGAUACUUCUGGAAUCUUGAAAAUCAUUGAACCAGGUUAUCUUGUUCUGAUUAAUGUUACUAAUGACACUAUAUGGUCUACUAAUACUUCAAGAACUGUGAAAAAUCCAGUUGCACAGUUGCUGGAUACAGGGAAUUUGGUGGUUAGAGAUGUAAAUGAUCAUGACCCUGAUAAUUUCUUGUGGCAAAGCUUUGAUUAUCCUGGUGAUACUUUGUUAGCAAGUAUGAAGCUUGGAUGGAAUUUGGUGACUGGCUUGGAAAGAUAUCUGAGUUCAUGGAAAAGCGAGGACAAUCCUGCUUCUGGGGAUUAUACAUAUCACUGUGAUCCUACUGGUUAUCCGCAGGACCUAAUGAGAAAAGGCCCUAAUGUAGUUUAUAGAGCGGGGCCAUGGAACGGUCUUAGAUGGAGUGGCGCACCAAACAUGGAGAACAACUCGAUCACCUCUUUCGGACUAGUCAUGAACAAUCAGGAAAUUUACUACAAGUACGAACUAGUAAAUAAAUAUGUCGUUUCAACUUUUAGGCUAAGGCCUAAUGGCAACGCGAUGCGUAUGAUUUGGGUGGAAAACAAAAAGGGUUGGAUUAACUACCAUUCAGCGGAUGCAGAUCAUUGUGAAACUUACAAUUUAUGUGGUGCAUAUGGCACUUGCAUGAUCUUUACCGAUCCUGUGUGUCGUUGUUUGGAUAAAUUCGUUCCGAAGCAUCCGGAUGAUUGGAACAGGGCUGAUUGGUCUAGCGGCUGUGUCCGGAAUCAUCCACUGAAUUGUUCGGAAGAUGGAUUUAUAAAGUAUUCGGGUGUUAAAUUGCCAGAUACUCGGAAUUCUUGGUUUAAUGAGACUAUGAAACUUGAUGAAUGCAAGGUAGUUUGCUCGAGAAAUUGUUCAUGUAUGGGAUAUACUAAUCUUGACAUCAGGUACGGGGGAAGUGGGUGCUUGCUAUGGAUCGGGGAGCUCGUUGACAUCAGACAGCUAUCGGAAUCAGGACAGGAUAUUUAUAUUAGGAUGGCUGCUUCUGAGAUAAGUACUAAUGAUGGCUCGAAUAGAAACAAAAGUGUUAUACUUGCAAUAGCUUUGCCAUUAUUGGUCGCAACGGCCCUUCUAGUAGUAGGAGUAUGUCUAAUUCUUCGUAGACAGAAAAAGAAAGCGGAAACAGCCCUCAUAAAAAAGGGGAUAUUGGAUGAAAACAAUGGCAAAGAUAAUCACAGUCAAAUUCUCGGUGAAGCUUUUGAGCUACCACUCUUUGACUUAUCCGCAAUAAUGAAGGCUACUGAUAACUUUUCACCUCAGAACAAGAUUGGAGCGGGCGGCUUUGGAAAAGUUUACAAGGGCGUGCUAGAAGGGGGACAGGAAGUAGCUGUGAAGCGGCUCUCAGUAACUUCCAGACAAGGAAACAAAGAGUUCAAGAACGAAGUCAUCUUCAUUGCAGAACUUCAGCAUCGGAAUCUCGUGAAGCUUCUCGGAUGCUGCAUUCAAGAAGAAGAGAAGAUAUUGGUCUUGCGUGCACCUCGACUAAUUCCACAGGAUACCUGCUACCUCCCACCAGGAACAGAUCAAAGAAGGAGCACAUUACUUGAUUGGCCUAAGCGUUUCAACAUUAUCAACGGGAUUGCUCGGGGACUUAUGUAUCUUCAUGAAGAUUCUAGGCUAAGAAUCAUCCACAGAGACCUGAAAGCUAGCAAUGUCUUGCUUGAUAUUGAAAUGAACCCAAAGAUAUCGGAUUUCGGGUUGGCUAGAAGUUUUGGAGGGAAUGAAACAGGAGCCAAUACAAGUCGAGUUGUUGGAACAUAUGGUUACAUGUCCCCGGAGUAUGCAGUCGAUGGGAUUUUCUCAGUAAAAUCAGAUGUUUUUAGCUUUGGCGUAUUGGUACUAGAAAUUGUGAGCGGAAAGAAGAACAGAAGAUUCAUUCAUCCGGACCACAAUCUCAACCUCAUUGGACAUGCAUGGAUGCUUCAUAGAGAAGGAAGAUCAUUGGAAAUAGUAGAUCCCGACCUGGUUGGAUCAUGUCAUAUAUCUGAAUUGCAACGAUCGAUACAUGUGGGAUUGUUAUGUGUUCAACAAAGUCCAGAGGACAGGCCAAAAAUGUCUACUGUGGUUCUGAUGCUGACAAAUGAAGGCAUUUUGCCACAACCAAAACCACCAGGUUUUUUCACAGAAAGAAACAUAGAUGACGCCACUGGAUAUUCUUCAAGCAACCAAACACCCUAUUCUGUCAAUGAUGUAACCAUCACUUUGUUGGACGCUCGGUAGAAAUAGUAGUGUACACAGAAUUUUGCACAAGCAAUAUCAGCCUGUAGCCACAAUUAGGCUUUUAUUUCCUUUUGAGUCAAUAUAAACAGUGGUGUACACAGAAUUGUGCGCGAGCAGUAUCGACCUAUUGUCACAGUUCCGCUUUUACUUCCUUAUGAACUGCUCCUAAUGUUUACUUAGACAGUAGUACAGACAGAGCCUUGCGCAAGCAGUAUCGGCCUAUUGUCAUAGUUCGACUUUUACUUCCUUCCGAAUUAAUAUGUACUUUGUAUUAUAGUGUAUAUUCAUUUUUUUAAAUGUUCCAUUGUUUACACACAUUAUGUAAAGAAACUUAUUACGAAGUGGUGUCAGAUGACAUCUCCCCGGAUACAGAGGUAACAUAUAUUUAUUAC